GGGGCCGAGAGCAGGGACUCGAUCUGGCAGCUGGAUAAUUCCCUCUCACGAGGCCUGGACACUCACGCGCCGCCUAAUCCAGCUCCCCCAGGAGCCAUGGCAACAGCCCUUUCACCCCUGGACGGGCGUCAGGAUGGGGCGUCCUCGCCAUCGCUGGGGGAGCAGAAGCACCGGGACGAGCAGGGUGGCACGGUGGCCAGCGGGCAGAGGUUCCUCGAUGUGGAGCUGGAAGGGGACGAUGACUUUGGGCUUUUCGUACAGGCAGGGGAUCAGCCGUCCUGGGACGACGGCUUCACUGAUUUCCAACAAGUGCCUUAUGGGACACGUGAGAGCGCGGCACUUGCAGAACCAGUCAGUGAGGGCGAGCCUGCCCAUUGGACAUUUGGCCAGACAGAAAAUCCUUUCCACCAAUCAGAGGACACUUGGACUGCUUUUUCACUAGAGGGCAGUGUUGCACUAGACCCCGGACUGGGAGGGAAACGGCACAUGCAGUGGUGGCCGGAGAAGGCUCCUGAGGAGGUAAACGUGAAGCAGCACGCACCCUUUGAUGCGCCCCGUGUGAUUCAGGAGGCCUUCCCCUCUACGCCUUCUUCCUGUCCCAGCCCAAAUCCAGUCCUGACCCUAACACAGGUCCUGCUGGGCCUCUCUUGUGAUGACAGCACUGUUGGAGAGAGUGGGAGCUUAUUGGAUGGCCUCCAGGAUGUAAACAGAAUUAUUGGUCUGAAAUAUAAGUGGGCGGAGUCUCGUUCACAGAAGCUCCUCCUCCAGUCUCUGCAUUUGGACCCAAAUAACAAGGGUCAUGUGACAAGCUCCAGAGCCAAUGACAGCCCCUCUGUGGGCCCCACGCCUCUUAGCCAGCAUACGUCCCCCAUGGGCAACGGGAAAACAAAGCUGUCUUAUGACAUCAACAAGAACAUCUCGGCAUAGCCCAGCAACCUGCAACCUCGACCUUCCACAAACCCUGCCUGCCCCAAAUCCAGAUGCCCUACCCCCUCCCCAGCUGGGUAACGGUUUUCUCCCUAGAACACGAGGCCUGCGAGUAUUCGGAAAUGACUUGAAACAUUUCUUUGAAGGGAUUUCUUUAAAUGCGGCUUCAGUUUGAUCCAUCUUUUCGACCCUCAAAACUGCUGUCACUAUCUGAAGACAGACUGUCCUUCAAAAGCCAUGAAAAGUUGAGUUGCAUUCAGCAGUAGAGCAGAAAUGUGAUGAUUGAGCAGCUUUGGCCACUCCGAGAGGCUGUCUCUCUUAACAUUUUCGCACAAUCCGAUAUGUUAAAGGGGUCUGCAUUACCAAGGAGUGUUUGUGGACAUGUUUUUUUCUCUCUCUUCCACACAAAUCCACUUACUCGCACGCGCACACACACAGACACACAAACACUCAAUCCUCCCCCAGUCAUGUGAUGUUUGGUAAAAAAAAAAAAAAAGAAUGCUGAAAUUAGAAUGCUGAGUUAGAAUCUUUUUUACAACAACAGAACUUUGUGAGGAGCACAGGGCCAUUUCUGUGUAGUUUACCUGGCUUGGCCCACUGUUUCAUCAUAGUAUUGACCAUAUUUAUGUCACUGGACAUUCUCUACCAUUUUGCAAUCAUGUGUUUAUGCUUUUUCCUCUUAAUGACUUCAAAAGGAGGAUUGUUUGAAAUAGCGAUUGAAGAAUAAUUCUGUAUUAGAAUACAGACCAUGGAUUCACAACCCUGGUCCAGGAGGGCCCCAGUCCUGCAAACUCCUUUAUGACUAAGAACAUUAAAUGACUUGCUUCAGCUUGGUUUAACUGACCAAUGAAACCACUCUUCUCAAGUCUGAGGUCAUUUGUGAAGUGCUGAUAGGUGAAAAACCUGCAGGACAGCUCUGUAAGGCCAGGGUUGGACCCUGGUAUAGAGUUUAUUCUGUAGUUUCUUUUCUGGUUUCCUUUUUUGCUACUUGUAAACUUAAACAAAUAAAAGUGAAAAUGUCAACUACAUUUUGAAAUGCAAAAUGAUUGUCCUUUAUACAAAAUGUGAACUCCUGCAGAAAACGUAUAUUUUCUAAACUACAAAAGCAAAUGUCAUGGAUUCGUUGAUUUAUGUCAUAAAGAAAUUGUUCCAGAAAAUAAUGUGCUAUUUCCUUUGUCACACAGCUUGGCAUGCGGUGUGUGCAUAUGACCACAAUAACAGAGAGAACUAUGACGGCUGUGCUAACUUUAAUCUGUUAAUUACGAACACACCUUCAGCCCACAAUCAUGUGUUAGUAUCUAGAUACGUAAUUCACAUGUAGGUACGUUUCAGUUGUAGUGAAUCUAGCAAUCUUCCUUCAGUGCUCUCAUAAUUCCCAGACAGCGUUGUUAUGACAGGUGGUUCAUGGUCUUGUGUGGUGUUUUCCCCCCCUGCCCAGUAUCUUCAUAAAUUAUACUGAAACCUUUUCUUUUUUUUUUGUUUCUAGUUCAUUUAUGUAUCUAUUGACUUUUUCAGCAAGCAGCUAUUCAAAGUGUAUACUCCAUACUGUUUUGUCCAUACUGUUGUGAUAAUAAAACAAUACAAUCAAUACAA
Anguilla rostrata (American eel) is the source of this 2520-nucleotide messenger RNA. RefSeq lists its product as uncharacterized. Bases 97 to 927 code for a protein of 276 amino acids. The record is from RefSeq and is a predicted model, not a curated record. The transcript has 5 exons. Lineage: Eukaryota; Metazoa; Chordata; Actinopteri; Anguilliformes; Anguillidae.